Alosa sapidissima (American shad) is the source of this 1622-nucleotide messenger RNA. RefSeq names its product leucine-rich repeat-containing protein 4C. The transcript is spliced from 4 exons. Gene Ontology annotation, biological process: neuron projection regeneration. Bases 24 to 1622 code for a protein of 532 amino acids. Gene Ontology annotation, molecular function: protein binding. The record is from RefSeq and is a predicted model, not a curated record. NCBI's taxonomy places the organism in Eukaryota, Metazoa, Chordata, Actinopteri, Clupeiformes, Clupeidae.
CUCUCUCAUCCCUACAGUAAGCCAUGCUUCUAUGUCUUUGUUUGAUCCUGCUGCUGCUCUGGUCCUGUCCAUGCACCUGUGCAGAUAUAACCUCCACCUGUCCCAUUGGCUGCUGUUGUCCCCAACCUGGUGCCAUGGUCCUUUGUGAAUUUUUGGGUCUUAGGUCACUCCCACAUUCUGUCCCCAUCAACACCUCUGUUCUCUCCAUGGCCCAUAAUUUGAUCUGCAAUAUGGAUCAUCUCCUACAGCCUUUUUUGGGCCUGCAAGAGUUAAGUCUCAGUCACAACCAGCUGGACCACUUCCCACGUGGCCUGCCCUCCAGCUUGGAGAGUCUGCAGCUUCAAGAGAACCUUAUUACCUACAUCACCACUGGAGCUCUAAGACAACUAGGAAAUCUCAUCCGACUUGAUUUAGAGGAUAAUCGCAUUCGAGCCAUCCAGCCUGGUGCAUUAUUAGGCUUGAGUAAGCUGAAAAUGCUCAUUCUAAAGGGCAACCGGCUGUCAAGCAUGCCCCUCUACAUGCCUCCUUCUCUGACCCACUUAGAUGUGUCAGCCAACUGCAUUUUGGCACUGGAAGUACCCUCUCUUGUCAGACUUGUUCACCUGCAAAUCUUAAAAAUCAACAGUAACUGUUUACAGACUAUCCCUGAAAGUACAUUUGACAGUCUCCCUCGCCUCUACUCUGUGGAGCUAGCUAAUAACCUUUGGGUGUGUGAAUGUGAUAUCAUAUACUUGUACCACUGGCUGAAGAGUGGCAGACUCAGAACGGCUGCAGAUCUGGUGUGUACUGCACCACUCCAUUUGGCACAUAAAAUGCUUGCCACACUUUCUAUCACAAUGAUAUGUCCAGGGAAACAAGCAGAAGUCGUCACAUAUAAAAAUGCAAUAACUGAUCUGGAGAGUUCAAGGUCUGAAGGCAAGGCUGACUCUGAAUCACCAGUAAAAAUGACUCAAGCCCUGACAGAACUCCACCAAAACUCACUGCAAACUCCAAUAAAAAGUGGAAAACUAAUUAUCUCAGAAGAAAUCGUUAAGGACACACCUUACUAUACAGACUUUUCAACUACCCGCUUCUUGGCAAACUCCUACUCUUUAGGAGGCUUAACCUAUGAAGACUGCCUGUCUUUGAAUAAGUCGGAAAAAACACCCAGCACCCCAUUUCCAGAGAUGGAGACAAGUUGCUUAGAACAGUCCACAGGACAGCCAGCAACCUUGUCUUCUGCAGUCCAGCCAGCCAGCACUCCUUUUUCUGCUGUUAGAAAGUGGUUUUGCAUCGAUGUUCUGAAAACCUGGACCUUCCAGUUUGCUAUCCAGAUGUACACCCAGAUAUUUGUAGUUUUCCACUACCUCCACCUCUUCCCCCAUGAUGGAGACAGUGUUCAACUUUGUUCUAGCCCUCCUAAAGUCUACUACCAUCUCUUUGGUCUUGCAUGGCCACAUUUAAGACUUCUCUCUCAGCAAAACAGGUUGUAUGGUGUUGAAGGCACUGGAGAAGUCGAAGAACAUUAUUCUCACUGCACUACCAGCUUCAUCCAGGUGGUUGUGGGCUCGCUGAAGCAGGUAGAUGAUGGCAUCUUCAACACCAACCUCACGUUGAUAGGCAAAUUGCAGUGGGUCCAUUGA